Rhodotorula graminis WP1 is the source of this 3314-nucleotide messenger RNA. RefSeq lists its product as uncharacterized. Gene Ontology annotation, molecular function: ATP binding; protein binding; nucleic acid binding. The transcript is spliced from 16 exons. NCBI's taxonomy places the organism in Eukaryota, Fungi, Basidiomycota, Microbotryomycetes, Sporidiobolales, Sporidiobolaceae. Gene Ontology annotation, cellular component: nucleolus. Bases 1 to 3009 code for a protein of 1002 amino acids. The record is from RefSeq and is a predicted model, not a curated record.
AUGAGUGCACCAGCUGCGCCGUCCUACGCAGGACCCUGGACUCGCCUCAAGCCUGCCCUCACGCCCUGGGUGGCCGAUGUCGUCCGCGACCUGGGCUUUGAGCAGAUGACGCCCGUCCAGGCGAGCUCGAUCCCGCUCUUCAUGCAGCACAAGGACGUCGUCGUCGAGGCAGUCACUGGUUCCGGCAAGACGCUCGCCUUCGUCAUCCCCGUCCUCGAGAAGCUGUUGAGGCGAGACCGCCCGCUCAGCAAGCGCGAGGUCGGCGCCAUCAUCAUCGCUCCCACUCGAGAGCUCGCUAUUCAGAUCCACGCCGUCUUCCAGCAGUUCCUCGACGCUCAACCCGCCGCUGCCUCGCCGGACGCGGCAUCGACUUCGACCUCGCCCCCUCCUGCGCCUACCACCCCGCCCAUCGCUCCUGCACUCCUCCUCAUCGGCGGCAACUCGCUCCAGGACGACAAGAAGGCCUUCUUCGAGACGGGCGCCGACAUCCUCGUCGGCACGCCCGGUCGCCUCGAGGAGUUCCUGCUCGGCAGCAGCAGCGUCGCCAUGAGCAAGAAGGGCAAGGGCGGGCAGACGAGGAGGAGCACGGGCGUUGGCGUCGGCGACACCAAGGCGCUCGACAUUCUCGUCAUGGACGAGGCCGACCGACUGCUCGACCUCGGCUUCACGCCGACCCUCACUCGCCUCCUCGACCACUUCCCCAAGCAGCGCCGCACUGGCCUCUUCUCGGCUACGAUGAGCGACGCCCUCGGCCAACUCGUCCGUGUCGGCCUGCGCAACCCUGUACGCGUCGUCGUCAAGGUCGAGGCCAAGGCGGCCAAGGGCAAGGAGAAGGCCGAGGCCGCCGGCGACCGCAAGAUUCCGACCCUGCUCCAGAACGGCUACGUCGUCUGCGCGCCCGCCGAGCGCCUCGCCAUGCUGUUCCGCAUCCUCCGUCGCGAGGCGUUCACGACCGACGAGGGCGAGACGGGCGCGCGCAAGUUCAUCGUGUACUUUUCGACCUGUGCCGCCGUCGAUUACUUCUUCAAGGUCCUGUCGGCGACGCCGUCGCUCGCCAACGCCGGCUUCUCGCUCCACUCGCUCCACGGCCAGCAGUCGCCGACACGGCGCUCGUCCACCUUCACGGCUUUCACGGCGCUUCCGCCGACGACGCCGGGCGUGCUCCUGUGCACGGACGUCGCGGCACGAGGCCUCGACCUGCCCGACGUCGACGUCGUCAUCCAGGUGGACCCGCCUGUCGAUCCUCGCGCGUUCGGGCACCGAGUUGGGCGCACGGCGCGCGCCGGCAGGAGCGGCAAGGCGGUCGUGCUCCUCAACCAGGACUUCCUCGCCGUCCGCAAGGUCCCGCUGCAGCGGUUCGAGUACGAGUCGGAGAGCGGCGUGUCGCUGUCGGACGAGGCCGAGGCGCUGCGCGUCGAGAUGCACAAGGUGAUCCGCAAAGACCGCGACCUCCACGACCGAGGCGUCAAAGCGUUCGUGUCGUCGAUCCGCUCGUACUCGAAGCACGAGGCGUCGUACCUGUUCCGGCUCCAGGACCUCGACCUCGUCGGGCUCGCCCAGUCGUUCGCCCUGUUGCGCAUGCCCAAGGUCGCCGAACUCAAGGGCAAGGAGAAGGAGAUCACGGCGCGGUGGCAGGACGAGGAGGUCGACUGGGACUCGUACGCCUACGCCGACAAGGUGCGCGAGAAGCAGCGCAAGUCGGACCUCAAGGCGCUGCAGGACAAGCGCGAGGCGCACGAGUCGCGCAAACGCGCUCGAGCCGCUGCGGCGGCCGUGGCCGCCGACGACGCCGCCGGUGCGGCUGCGGGCGACGGCGACGGCGAGCCCGAGGCCAAGAAGUUCAAGAAGGGCGAGAACAAGGGCAAGAACAAGGCGUGGUCGGCGCAGGAGGACGCCGAGGCGAAGAAGGCGGCGCGGCGAGCGAAGCGGCUCGCCAAAGCCAAGGCGCUGCGGGCAGCCGAGGCCGAGGGGCGCGUGCGCGCUGUCGACGGCGGCGACGACGACGACGAGGGUGCGGCCGAGGAGGCGCGCGACUGGAAGGAGGAGCUGGCGAGGGCCAAGCGCGAGAAGCGCGAGGGGCGGCAGGCGACGGCGAGGGAGAAGGGGCUGCCGCCGACGCACGGCGGUGGACUGGCCGGCGUAGCGUUCUCGCACCCGGGCUUCCUCAUCACCCUCGUCGUCGCGACCGCCGGCUUCUUUGCCGCCUUUGUCGGCCAGAUCGUGCUCGAGUCCAAGUACAACAAGCUCGAUGGCGGCUCUGCAGUCGGCGUGCCUUGGUUCGGCAUCUUCCUCCAGCUCUUCCUCAACAUCGGCGUCUUCGUGACGCUCGCGACCGACUCGGUCGGCGCCAACCGCUUCCAGCUCUCGAUUUUCCUCGCCGUCGCCCUCGUCAUGGCCGUCAUUGGCGCCAACCUCGGCAUCUUCCAGAGCGAGUCGUACUACCUCGCGAUCGGCGCCGGCUGGAUCCUCAUCGCCUUUGUCGACAUCCUGUGGAUCAUGUACUUCACCAGCUCAGACGACGCCUGGUUCGCCACCAUCUUCGACCUCGGCGCGUCGCAGCACUUCUCUUCGCGCUCGUCGGUCGCCGGCUUCUCGACGCACCGCCGCGGGCCCUCAUCGCGCGCCGGCGGCUCGGCCAUGGGCAUGUCGGGCCCGUCGGGCCCCGUGUCGUACCAGGGGUACGCCGGCACCAAGGGUGGCGCAGGGAGCAUCACCGGCUCGCGCCUCGGCCCGGCGACGAGCGUCAGCGUGCACGACCUGCAAGUCGACGGCAGCCAUGCCGGCACCGAGCCGAGCCUGCUCGGCGAGGCGGCGAGCGAGUACCACGCGCCGAUGCUCAAGGCGCGCGCCCUGUACUCCUACUCGGCGUCGCCCGACGACCCGAACGAGAUCUCGUUCGCCAAGGGCGAGAUCCUCGACAUUCUCGACAACUCGGGCAAGUGGUGGCAGGCGCGCAAGACGGACGGCACCAAGGGCAUCGUCCCGAGCAACUAUCUCGCCCUCCACUAAAGGUCGACGCCCUCGCCCUUCCCCUCACCUCGCCCUCUCUCGCCUACCCCGCCUCGACUCGCCUCAGGACAGCCUCGAAGGCGUCCUCCCUCACCUCUUCCUCUCGCGCCCGCAUCGCCUUCAAUCCCCCCACUCGCGCAUCUCGAGCGCGUCCAGCUCGUCGCCUAUACCCCUUCCUGUGUCCCCCUCUUUGCCUUCCCCUCGUGCUACUACCACCUGUCCUCGUCGCUCUUUGCCCUGUAUCGUUCCCUUUCCUCUUUAUCUCCUCUCUCUCUCUCUCUCUCUCUCUCUCUCUCUAUCUCUCG